UCUGGGGCUUGUAUUCUGAGGUCAUUCAAAUAACUAUAGAUUCAAGUUCCAUGAGGGAAUAGUGAGGACAAAGACUGCAGAAUCCAAUGCGCACGUUUUGAGCUCUUCUGCACACAACUACCCCCUCAAGUUAGGAAAAUACCACUUUUUGUCCCUUUCUUAGAUUUUAGCCACCUUGUACAAUGCAUUUUGGCUUCUCCUUUGCCGUUCAGUGCAAAGCUUUUCCAGUUUCUUUAACUUUCCGGUAUCUUUCAUGUCCACGUCUUGAUUCUUUCUCAUAUUCACCUCUCCACUCCCUGCUACUUUGGAUUUGUCAAGCUUUGUUCUGAUAGCAGCUGUUCAAUGUCGUCCAAGAUCGAGGGUAGUGUACCCGGGGAAGCAGCAGCGGCGGCUAGGGCAGAAUCUGUCACUCCGGUUUUCAAGAUGAAGAGAACCAGAGAGGAGCUCAGAUUGGCUCGCGGGCUGCUAGAAAGAAAGGCAUUAACAUCGUACGAGGAAGAUGAAGAGCGUGUUUUGUCAAGUGAGGAUACACUACCGUAUGCUCACGAGGCGAUGAAGGAAAUGAACGAUGUGACUGAGCCAGGAAUGCUGAACUGCAUCGAAGAAGCUGAAGAUAUCCAGUACGGCGGGGUGACGCUCGAACACGAGAACAAGGACCGACGACGUUCAGACCCUCCCGCAUAUGUCGUCAGUCAUCCGUGGCACAUUGUCGACUACCAUUUGUAUCUCUGCUCUGCUGAAAAGGGCCAGACGCUGGAGGUUCGCCGUGACAGCAUGUACCUAUUUGAUGGUGCUGAUUGUCGUCCUUUCCCGUACGAAGAGUUCGCAGAAGAUCGAGCACUGAUAUCCCAAUGCUCUCCUGGUGAUCAGCCUCAGCUUUUGUUUGGUAUCUUACCGAUAGCAGAUCGAGUGCAUUUUGCGGAGCGAAACCCUUCCUUCGGUGGUCGAUACUACGUCCUGGGUUUCGACUAUGACUGCAAAACUCUGUACGCCCGGCGCUUCGACUGGUUUCCUCAUGACCUCAGCGAUAUUUGGUGUGUCUGGGACAAUGGCAGCAAUAUGUAUACCACCACAGUCCCCGACCUCACACAGAUCAUGGAUACCAGCCUUGGGAAAGGAGGGAUGCAUGUUGGAAUGGGUAUUCUCAGUUCAAGUCCCAAUUGCUUGGCUUUGGAGUCCGACGACGACCCCGGUCUUGAGAUUAUUAUUGCUACACUGUGGUGCCAGUGGCUAUUGGACUUUAGCGGGAUUCUUUUUAAGCAGAAUGCUGUAUCCCUUCCUGACUUCCAGGCAAGACUUGGCUCCUAUGUUGAACAGGGUCGUUUGAUCCUCCAAAGGGCCUCGUACAGGGCGUGGUUUGCUGUGCGGGAUGGCCACUCGAAGGAGCAAUACAAGUACAAAACGAUGAUCAACCAGUAUACCAACGACCUAUACACCUUUGAAAAGUCCGAGCAAGAUGGUAGCUUGAAAGGGCAGAGUUGGGAAGCGCCUGGACUUGAAACAUGCAAUCAGAUACGCUACAACGAGCGCAUGCAGAGAAAGAAGCGCGUUGAGCAGCGGCUGGAGGAACUGUUCAUCGUCCCUGAAACCGAAGUCGUUCAGAGCCAAGAGACGGUACUUCAAGAUAUCCUCGCCAAAACCGAACGGCGAUCUAUAGAUCUCAAGGCAAUUAACCGAACUGAGAUACCUAGAACUCCUUCGCCGAAAUCUCGGCAGGUUUCUCCCGUACCCUCAGAACGAUGCCUCAGUCCUGGGUCUCCCGAGAUUGUCAACCCUGCCACCGAGCCGUGCAACAAGUUUGAAGUUACUGGAUGUCAUCACCUUUCGUUUUCUAUGCUCCUGGAACAGGCGCUAGAGAUGGUGCACGCCAACCCUGAGCUAGAUACGUUUGCGAACAGCGACAAGUUUGGAGAUUUGUUGGAGGAAAUGGGCAUUAGAAUUUAAUAGCCUGUGUUGGGAAUUGACAGUCAUCGUUGGAUGGUUAACAUGGAUUUGGUGCAGGAUGGCCCGGAUUCUCGUCUCCUCUCCAGCAUUCUAAUAUUAAUCGAGUGGACAGAGAACCAGGAUGAGCACCCACGGAGUUUGGGAUAUUUCUGGCGACAGUUUGAUUCAAUUUCCGGUUCACAUGUUCCCGGGGGUUCGGGCUGUUUGUUUGUUUGGCAUUUAGGUGUCACCCAUUGAAGCAAUUCUUGAGAGAUACUGAUCGGACUGCGUCUUCGAUUGCUUUGCGUCUGGGUUUUUUUUAUUCAUCCGCAUGUGGCAGUCCAUGAUGGCGUAGUUAGAGGGGAAAAAAAAAAAAAAAGAAAAAAAG
Aspergillus versicolor CBS 583.65 is the source of this 2311-nucleotide messenger RNA. RefSeq lists its product as uncharacterized. The record is from RefSeq and is a predicted model, not a curated record. The transcript is spliced from 2 exons. NCBI's taxonomy places the organism in Eukaryota, Fungi, Ascomycota, Eurotiomycetes, Eurotiales, Aspergillaceae. The coding region runs from base 343 to 1944 and encodes 533 amino acids.